UUAGAGGGCUAUAAAAGCAGAUAUUCUAAUCAGAAACUGCAUCAUUCAUUCGUCAGCUUACGGAUUUGAAGGGAGACUACUCAAUAAUCAUGUCUAGAGUGUUCCUGCCCAUCUUGGCCAUUGUGCUCGUCCUUGCCGGAGCUUCGCAGGCUGCCAGUUUGGAGUGGCCCUCGAAUUUGGUGGCCCUCAGCUCGGCCAAGUCCUCACAACUCCUUCCCAUCGCCAGCGAGGAUUCCGUUGAGUUGGCCGAGGGCGGUUUGGCAUCAGUCGUCUCCUCGGGAGCCCAGGCGGAGCAGCAAUCCGAGGAGGAGGAUGAGGAGGAGGCACCCCAGCUGUCCCAGUCAUCCAGUGGCAGCUCAGAUGCCAUCGAUGCCCGUCUCGUUUCCGCCGGAAUUCCCGUCUCCGUUCCACUUCCCCUAAUCCUGGCCGCUCGCAACGGACUGCGAACCGUGCUGACCAUCCAGGAGCCCGCGGUGGCCAAGGUGGGUGAGGUGGUGCAGCAUGUGCCCACGGCCAUUUCGCAUCAGAGCCAGACGGUGGUGCACGACCACCGCCGCCUGGUCACUCCGAUUGUGGCUCCCGCUGUCCGCACCACCCAAGUGGUUCGCCAGCAGCCACCGCUUCUGUGGACCCUGGCCUCCUCCGAUCCCCGAGUGGUCCUGAUCCGCAACUAAGAAGCCAUGCCAAAGAUCAACAAGAUGAACUCGCCAAAUCUAUGAGAUACUUUUACUCUUAAUCCCCUUUCUGGACCCGAUAACCCACAGAACUCUGUCUCUUCUCUGUCUCUAUCUCUUCUUUCUUCUGCCAUUUUCAGUAGAAUUCUUCUGUAGUGAGCUUUUAAUAAAGAUUUCGCAUUUGCAUUUAACGAA
Messenger RNA from Drosophila takahashii, 869 nucleotides. RefSeq names its product retinin (gene retinin). The record is from RefSeq and is a predicted model, not a curated record. Lineage: Eukaryota; Metazoa; Arthropoda; Insecta; Diptera; Drosophilidae.